Messenger RNA from Neodiprion virginianus, 1720 nucleotides. Its product is annotated as odorant receptor Or2-like. Gene Ontology annotation, biological process: sensory perception of smell; detection of chemical stimulus involved in sensory perception of smell. Bases 166 to 1113 code for a protein of 315 amino acids. The record is from RefSeq and is a predicted model, not a curated record. NCBI's taxonomy places the organism in Eukaryota, Metazoa, Arthropoda, Insecta, Hymenoptera, Diprionidae. The transcript has 6 exons. Gene Ontology annotation, cellular component: plasma membrane. Gene Ontology annotation, molecular function: odorant binding; olfactory receptor activity.
UGACAGCAACUCAUCUGUCGUAAAGCUCUUCGGCUCGACAGUUGGAUUCUCCUCACUAUUGCUCGUUACAGCAAUAAAUUAUACGGUUCCUCUACUAAACUCCAGCGCAUAUUCGAAGUCCUGCAAUAAUGUCUGAAUUACAACACAGAUGGUUUGCUCGAAGCGAUGCUGUUCGUGACGGCGGUUUUAACGGGGCAAAUCAGAUCGAUCUUCGUUGCGGUAUAUCGUCAUAGGAUCGCACGUUUAUUUACGACCUGCAAAGAAUUGUGGAAUCAAUCCGUUCCCGCAGACCGCAAAAUAAUUUUAACAUGGAUCAGACGGGCUAAAUUUAUCAGUACGAUUUACUUUUGUGCCGCAAAUUGUCUGGUGAGCGUGUUCGUCGUUGCUGCGACGCUCCAACAGCUCUCAUUUCCUGAAAAUUCCACAGCGAAAUAUUACCCAUUCACACCUCAAGAGGAUUCAACUCCGAGUCCACAGUAUGAAAUCAAGUUCGUCGUUCAGGUGAUAUGCUGCUUCUGCAGCAUGUCGUACAUCGCUGCUUGCGACAUGACCGGGACGAUAUUAACUCUGUACCUGUGUGGACAACUCGCUCUUGUCAAAAGCUGGCUCAGAAAUGAUUUGUCGAAAAAAAAAUACAGCCAAAGGAAAGGAAACACCAACGAUGAUCUCGAGGAGAGAUUUAAGAAGUGCGUCCGCCGCCAUCAAAUCGUUCUGGAACUCUGUACAGAACUGGAAAAUGCGAUUCGGUAUAAUUAUCUAAUACAAAUCGUCACCGAGAUGUACAUCAUGGCAAUUUCCGCGGCAAGUUUCACAAAGAGUUCGGGAUCGUUUCGAUACUUUGCAACAUUUAUUUUGUCCAUCAACGGGCUUUUCUUUUCUUGUUGGCCAUCGGAUACUCUCUCUUAUGAAAGCACCGAAAUAGCGCACGCGGUCUAUGAAGUCCCAUGGUACGAUGGAUCGCCCCUGGUGAAAACUAUGGCUGUAGUUCUGAUCGCACGAUCUCAGCGCCCGGCGAUACUCACCGCGGGAAAAUUCAUACCAUUAUCCUUGGAGGCUUUUUCUUCUAUAACAUCCAGCGGUAUAUCUUUCUGCAUGCUCCUCCGCAGUUUAUGAAUCACGGAUCUUGCAUGCAUAAAUUGAAAUUGUACUCGUAUUUGUGGUCGGAAUAUCUUAACAUGGCCGCACUGAGAGAAGGGGUUUAAUAAAAAUCGGUAUUUAUUUGACAAGAUAUUUCAAGAUACUUCUUAUUCGAAAAAUUUCACUCGAUUUAAAACAUUAUUCAUUGAUUCGCAGCCUAUUGAAUUUUGUCAAACAACAUUCGUAUAUGGGGUAAAUUCUUAUUUAGGCAAACAUGUUCGAUGAAUUAAAAAAACGUAUUUUCUUGUGCGUAACAAUAUGGACGAAUGAGAAUAUUGUGAAACAAAUUAGUAUUCAAAAAUAUGCGGAACAUCUGUACUCGAGUUUUCAAUUUCUAAUACUUGAAUUUGGCAGAGGCAAAUUCAGGGAGUGACGGGAAAUACUGUUCGAGAACCAGUGUGACUUCUUUUGAUGCCAUUUCUUUGCAUCAAAGAGAAGCAGUUGUACGAAUUCAAUAGCAUAACGCAGCGUAUAAAUAAUUAAUACGAUUCAAUUCAACGAUCCUCUUCAAUCGGUAUCUUAGAUUUAGAAAUGAAGAAGUAUAAAUUGCGUGCAGAACGUAGAUCUGCGAUAAUAAUUUAUG